Molecule: messenger RNA, 504 nt
Organism: Aspergillus alliaceus
Lineage: Eukaryota; Fungi; Ascomycota; Eurotiomycetes; Eurotiales; Aspergillaceae
Exons: 2
Coding region: 1-504 (167 amino acids)
Source: RefSeq, a predicted model, not a curated record
AUGAGUCGAGUAUCACGAUGCAAAGAGUUCGAACGUGCAGCUCUUCCUUCGGAAGCUCAACUUAGCCUACACGUUGAUACGGACAAAUUCAUGACGCUGUUACAAAGUGAAGAUAGGUUGUCUAUCAGCUUGAAGAAUGACAUCUCAGCCAGAGAUCAAAACCACGUAUUACUCAAUUUACGUUCGAUUAAUUGUUACAUGGUACAAAAGUCGCCAGUGGAAGUUUUGACGCUUCGAGAGGAGGAAAGAGAAACACUAGCUCGCCAGAACUACGAGCGUCAUAUUGCGGAGAAGUUGGUGAAAGCUUGUGGGAAUGCAGAUCUUCCACAGAAACUGGAUAUUGUUCCACCAUCAUGGAACGAUGACCGUGAGCACGAUACAAGGCUAAUCUUCAAGUCUUUAGUCAAGUACAUCCCACAAAUACUAGGACAAUGCGACCGCCAGGUCUACCGUCUUUACCAAGGUGCCCCUAUCACUUCCAAUAUAGCACACAGCGAGCACUAG